This is a messenger RNA of Exophiala viscosa, 732 nucleotides long. RefSeq lists its product as uncharacterized. The record is from RefSeq and is a predicted model, not a curated record. The transcript has 4 exons. NCBI's taxonomy places the organism in Eukaryota, Fungi, Ascomycota, Eurotiomycetes, Chaetothyriales, Herpotrichiellaceae. The coding region runs from base 1 to 732 and encodes 243 amino acids.
AUGCCAGAGCAGGCUAGGGCCUACGAAGUUGACGAGAUGCUGGUUCAGGAGAUGGAGAACUACAGAAUGUUUAUUGACCGGCUCGAGACCAUCAGAGCCAAACACGAGCCGCUGCAACCAGCGUUGUUGCUGGCUGAAAGCUUUAUUGAAGAAGCUAAACGCUUGCUCAACGAGGAUGACCUGACCCAGGCCAACCAAAAAGAAUAUCCACUAUCGAUAGGUAUGAAGGGCUCCGGAUCCAUAUCGAAAACUGUUCUAACGUCUAUGGUAUCUCGUUCAAAUCUAAUUCUGAAUGGCUUCACUUCGGACGUCUUCCUCUACCUCUUUCCUGAGUCCGCGCAUCGGGCCAGGGCUGAGGAGCACAUUCAACGACACACAAUUCUACGCCGUAUGGUCAAGAUUUACCUGAUCUGUGGAAACGACUAUGCCACUCCCCAAGACAUUCCGCACACGAUGUUUAUGGAUCAGAAGUCGGCAAGCAAGGCGGCAAAGUCAGACCCUUCACCCCUAUCAGUCGGCGCCAUCCAGGUACCGGACACGGUAGUCCAAAGAAUGGCAACACCAAUGAUUGUACCUAGGUACACCCUUCAGGCGGGCAGCCGCGACCGUUCCCCACUAUCCGACCUCAAAUCUCCGGCGUGGCGACUUCCGGAGAAGGCUCACAGUUGGGAACAUGAGUACUGGACGGCCGUUGGGCGGGCUCUUGCGACAAGUAGCGCUGUUGGACUGUAG